Messenger RNA from Chelmon rostratus (copperband butterflyfish), 4019 nucleotides. It is a transcript of the gene frmd4bb, whose product is annotated as FERM domain containing 4Bb. The transcript has 23 exons. The record is from RefSeq and is a predicted model, not a curated record. Lineage: Eukaryota; Metazoa; Chordata; Actinopteri; Chaetodontiformes; Chaetodontidae. Gene Ontology annotation, cellular component: cytoskeleton; adherens junction; bicellular tight junction. Gene Ontology annotation, biological process: establishment of epithelial cell polarity. Bases 130 to 3093 code for a protein of 987 amino acids.
UGGACAGCGGCUGCACGGCGGCUCCUCUCCCCGGCAAAACCGGCCGGAGAGAAAGCUGAACGGGGCCGAUCGACAUGCGGGAGCGGCUUCACCUCAUCAGCGGCUGAGCGGGAUACAAGGAGCGCAAAGAUGACCGAGGGCAGACUGUGCCAAGUGCAGCUGCUGGACGACAGGAAGCUAGAGCUGCUGGUUCAGCCAAAGCUGCUGUCGUACGAACUCCUCGACUUGGUUUCCUCCCACUUCAACCUCAAAGAGAAGGAAUUCUUUGGACUCGCAUUUUUUGAUGACAAUGGCCAACGUAAGUGGUUGCAGAUGGAUCGCAGAGUUCUUGAACAUGACUUUUCGAAGAAGUCUGGGCCCAUUGCCCUAAGCUUCCUGGUCAGGUUUUAUGUAGAAAACAUAACACAGCUUAAGGACAUCAUAACGGUGGAGCUAUUCUUCCUGAAUGCCAAAUCUGCCGUCUACAACGAGAUUAUAGAAGUGGAAAGUGAGAAUGUCUUCAAAUUAGCUGCAAAUGCUUUGCAGGAAGCGAAGGGAGACUACACAAGUGAUGAAAACACUAGAGCUGACUUGAAGAAACUACCAACUCUUCCCACCAAAGUACUCAAGGAACACCCGUCACUUGCAUACUGUGAGGAUCGAGUAAUUGAAUAUUAUAAACAGCUGAAAGGAGUCUCCCGAGGACAGGCCAUUGUGCAGUAUUUGACGUUGGUGGAAUCGUUGCCCACGUAUGGCGUGCAUUAUUAUGAAGUUAAGGAUAAACAAGGGAUCCCGUGGUGGCUUGGGAUCAGCUAUAAGGGGAUUGGCCAGUACGACCUGCAGGAUAAAUUGAAACCUCGAAAGCUUUACCAGUGGAAACAGCUGGAAAACUUGUACUUUCGGGAGAAGAAAUUUGCAGUAGAAGUUAAUGAUCCACACAGGAGAGCAGUAACCAAGCGCACUUUUGGGCAGACGGGCCUACUCAUCCACACGUGGUAUGCCAGCCAUUCUUUGAUCAAAACCAUUUGGGUCAUGGCGAUCAGCCAGCACCAGUUCUACUUGGACAGAAAGCAAAGCAAAGCUAAAUUAGGAACAGCAAGAAGUUUGGAGGAAAUUGCCAUGGAUCUCACUGAGCACGGAGGAGCGAAAAUAAACAGACUGGGAGAUGCUGGCCUGAAGAAUAACUUAAUAACAGCCAGCAAUGGGAGCCUGGUGUCCACAGGUUCUGCAGACUCUGAAAUGAGUGAAGAACAGAAGAAGGAGAAGCUUUCCGAGCUGAGAAAAAAAGAGCAGGAGAUCCAAGAUAUUUUGGCCAAGAAAACAAAGGAACUGAAGAAGAUUUGCCUGAGAGAGGCGGAGCUUACUGGCAAGCUGCCAAAGGAGUAUCCCCUCUCUUCAGGUGAAAGACCGCCACACGUCAGGCGGCGUGUUGGCACCGCUUUCAAGCUAGAUGACCUUUUCCCUUACAAUGAGGAUCCCUUUCUGAGAAACCUGGAGAGCAGAUUUGCCCUGCAGCAAAAGAUUGUGGAGGCGGCGAAGAAGCUUGCAAAUGAGCCAGAACUGUGCAAGACGGUCAAGAAGAAGAGGAGGAGAAACUGUCUGGAUGCCAUGCACAAACUCCAGCAGAUAGAGGAUGAGAUGAACCAGUACCGAAUCAAGAAGGGAAAGAAGCCCACACAGCGGGCCUCAGUGAUCAUUGCAGAUGAACUCGUCCGGUCAGACUGCAGCUCUCUGUCCAGUCUCCCACUGGACGAUGACGAUUCAGACGGCGUCAGUCAGAGGCCGCGGUCACGUUCGGUACAGGGUUCCCCUCAGCUCAGCCCGAUGCGCUCGCUGGGGGCAGAAUACGAUGUGGAAAGACAGGGAUCUCCGAGGGAAAAUCACCAUAACAAGAACCACAGCAGAUUAGCUUUCGAAGGUCAGGAGGCUUCCCACUACUACCAGAAUCCAAGAGAGGUCUCCUCCACCCACAGUAGUCCCUAUAAAACCCUUCCCAGACCUCCUAGAGAUCCACGCAGCAUGCCUCCCACCCCGGUUAUGACCCGCAAUGCCUACAGCAGCAGCCAGCUCAGGUCUGAGGGGUCUCCUCAUUGCUUUAGGCAUCGCAGCGGAAGUCUGGAGUCACAGCCCCGGCUAAGAAAAGACACAGACUCAGAGAAGCCCGUCUUUAUCUUGUCACCAGCCCACCGCAGCAACAGCACAGAGGUGUUAGAGGAUUGCUCGUCCUACACCAGCCAGUCCAGCCUGGACUACUGCGGGGCGGCCAACUCCCACUACAGUACUCUGGACUCCCGCACCUCAACCAUGCAUCGUCUCCACAGGAAGGUGGAAGUGUAUGGAAAUACCGGGAGCAUGCCCAACUUGGUGCAGCACCAUUCUGGUUGUAGUUAUUCAUGCGAGACCUCAGCACACUAUGCGCCCAGUGCCUACUACGUCUCCGGCUACCCCUGCCCGGACAUGGAGCCUUACGCUAACGGUGCCUACGUGUAUGAGAAUGAGGUAGAAGGCCACUACAACGUCAACCCGUCCUACCAAAUAAACGGGUACCAUGGACACGACAGAUUCAGGCACUACAGCAGCGACCGGGCAGACGCUAUUUCCCAGAAUCCCUACGCAACAGUGAGGCCGCCGCGGAGCCGAGAGGGACCCAGAAACGAGCUGCUGGCCAAGAACAUGCAGAAGGCCCUGGUGGCGGAGCACCUGAAAGGCUGGUACCACCGAAGCAGGGGCCACAGGGAGGGAGGGAGGGGGAUGCUGACUGGAUAUGACUUUGACAGCGGCUCUCAACUCAGCCUGGGCUAUCAGACCAUGCCAGCGGCCUUCAGCCACUCCAGCAGAACCACCUCCUUUUCAUCAGUGUCCUCAGUGGAAAGCACAGGAAACUGGCGCAACCAGCUGGCAGUCGGCCUGACGGAGUACGAUUCACUCGACACACCUCAGUACCCACACCCUGGAGCUCCAGUUUCUCCAUACAACCGCAGCCCCACACACAACAGAUCUUCUCCAGAAAACAAAGUGUCUGACACAAUGCCUAAAAAAUCUGAGUCAGUUGAGGUGGUUGGCUCUGAGGCCACUAGUACAGACGAACCAUCAGACAACCAGUCUAGCACUUAAGGGUGAGACCAGCCACAGUGGGCUUCUUCGUGUCGUGUUGCCAAUCAUCCCAUCUUCAUUCGUGUGUUAGUCCUCUAUUGCUUGUUUAACCAAAUCAUCCACCUGAUUUUUCAUCAGGCACAACGUUACUUUUGUGUUUCUUCAGAAAUGUUUCACUCAUUAUCUUGACGAUCAUGCAUCAUCAAGACAAGGCCGUACCUGAGAGGUGUCAAAGAUUAGAAAGUAACAAGACUAAAAUCCUGCAGCCAGGCUUGCACCUCUGUGAGAAUGUACAGUAUUUAGGCAGGGCAGUGCUUUGAGCUAAAUGCUAAUGCUAACAACAGCAUGCUGACAUGCUCACAGUGACAAUCGCUAACGUGCUGAUAUUUAGAUAGUGUACCGCUUACCAUGGUUCCUAUCGUAGCUUGCAUGAUAGCAUGCUAAUAUUUGCUAAUUAGCACUAAACACAAACGACAGCUGAGACUGCUGGGAAUGUCAUUAGUUUUGCAGGUAAACUAAAGUAUUGGACAAAUAAACCUGAAGUUACAAGAGUUCAUCUUGAGGAGAAUGUCAAUGUGCAAAUGUUACGGCAAUCUAUCCAAUAGUUAUCAGGAUAUUUCACCAAAAAGAGACGAUUUCAACCUCAUUAUGGUGCUGGAGGAAUCAAAUGAUCAUAUUUCAUGGGAAUCCAUUCGAUAAUUGAAAAAUUUAAGUCUGGACCAAAGCGAUGGGCUGACUGAUUUUAAUAUCUUUCUGCUAGCGUGGCUAAAAAGCAGGCAGUUUCCAUUUACUCCAUGGAGCCAAAAUCAUGUUGAAUGCCUUCACAAAGUAAUUUGGAGUUUUUGCAUUUCCAUUUCCAUACCUCAGUUUUUUUUCCACAAGGUUCAGUCAUGUGUUGUUUGUUCUCAAACAGCUGAACGACAGUAGACCUGACAUAUUCUUGUGUC